Messenger RNA from Chaetomium globosum CBS 148.51, 3768 nucleotides. RefSeq lists its product as uncharacterized. Bases 1 to 3768 code for a protein of 1255 amino acids. The transcript has 4 exons. The record is from RefSeq and is a predicted model, not a curated record. NCBI's taxonomy places the organism in Eukaryota, Fungi, Ascomycota, Sordariomycetes, Sordariales, Chaetomiaceae.
AUGCCUCGCGAACAAACCCGUUCACCGCGGUCGGGCCAGGGAUCCUCCGGGCCUCAGACAGUCCGGGACACCACACCCCAGCCCGGGUUUGACCUGUCAGACCUCUUCCAGCCCGGGCAGGAAGCCUUCUUCGACAAGAGCGUUGCCGAAAGCCACCUCGCUACAAUAAUUGCCCAGGAGAUUGACAGGGAAAGAUUCGAUAAUGCCGAGUACAUCACUUCGAAAAUCGUCAAGACUGGCCCCGUGUUCGAUCGACAUCAUGGCAAAGGAUCAUCGACGACCCGCAGCGCUGUCGGUUAUCUUCGCAAUCACGGUGUCCACCACGACAUCGAUGAUGAUGACAACGAAAAAGAAAAUUUUUUGAGUCAGCCGUUCCUUCAAGUGCUGGCCGUAGUCUGUUUCCUUUCGGCUUCCCGGGAUGAAUUCGACCUGCGGGAGGGUUAUCUGAACGCAGUUCGUGCCCUGAACACUCUGGCACUGUUGAUCGACAAACUGCGUGAAGAGAAUGACCGAGAGACUGACCAAGUUCGGGCCAUCCCCAUUCGCAUUCUCGAAAUGAUGUGGGAUAUUGGCAUAUUUUUAGUCGGCACUGUCCACACUCGUGCUAGGCUGCUCGGAGGAAACCAUACGGCCUUGGAUGAUGCUAACAUCAUCCACGCUUUCCACUAUCGAAAGGCGGUAAACACGGCCCUGGACAAGAAUCGAGGCGUUGGAAAAGUGUGUCAAAGGGCUCUGUUUAUCCUGACGAGAGAAGCCGUAUCCCCUUUCGUUCAACCAAUGAAGCUCAUCCAAAGCCUGAAUGGCCUAGACCUUGACAAGUUUCACCUAGACUGCACUCAGGACGAGUGCAAGCGAGACACCGACGGCACCAACCCUCCCCGUUACCACGUCCCGUCCUGCGACCAAAACUGCGGCUUCCGGACCCCUCCAACCAAAUCAAUUCUCGAAUUUGACUACCUUUUAGAAACACUGGGAGAGAUGCCAGCCAUCAACGUUGAUACGACGUCGGACAAGAAUUGGUGGGUUGCGACAACCAAAAACACCCUAGCUAUCAGCCAUGUCUGGCGGGAUGGUAUAUUUGGCACCCGAGACGACCCAGGGCUUCCCAACUGUCUGCACAACUACUUUGUCGAGCUCGCCAAGGCCAACGAUCUCAACAGCUACUGGAUUGACGCUGCCACCAUUCCCAAGCACUCCAAACAGCGCAAGCUCAUGAUUAAGAUGAUCAACUACACGUUCCGAGAAUCCAGGUUCAGUCUGUGCUGCGACAACCGCGUGGCUAGGGUCACAGAUCUGGAAAAGGACAACGGGACUGCGCUUCUGGUCAUCAUGACAGCAUAUUGGCAUCGCAGGGCCUGGACUCUUCUGGAAGGGCACAAAGCAACUGACAUUCGCUUUUUGAGGGAGGGCGACAUGUCAAACCCCUUCCAGGUCAAGGCGGCCAUCCUGGAAGUUCUCGCUUAUACUUCUACCGCACCGAUGUGGCUGCUCUCAAGCAUUGCGGAGCUCGAGCCCUACAUGGUUGAGGGUUUGACGCCUGAGGCCUCUGGGAUUUUGCUUUCCUCGCGGAAGGCUUCUCGGCCAGGCGACUCGGAACUGAUUUGGCGUCUCCUCGCCCAACCCUUCACCUCCAAGGACGUGAACAAGGCACUCAACGACACAGCAUUUGACUACUCCGAGACGGUCGACGCGGCCUUCAUCAGCUCGAAUGCGAGUCGAUCCGACAAGAACGGGUACUGCUGGAUGCCCGGCGCAACAGAUGCGGGCGAGUGGAUCUCAUAUGCUGUCGGCGCCCGACCCGUGGAGCAGAUCCAGUUGGUGACCACCUACUUGGAGGGCCAGUGGUUCCGCAAGGACGCGACGGGAUAUUUCGACCUUAUCAACUGGCGUUCUAGGAUUGUGAAUGAAAGUGUCAACGUUGACGCCUUGAAGGAGAAGGUCAAGAACAAACUGGCAUUCCAGACCAUUCUAGCUUGCCCGAUCUGGAAAGUAGGGCCAACAAAGGGAGAAUGGGAUAGGGUGGUCAUCAUGACCCGACCGCGCAUGGCACCAAUCACCUCCGUCAAAGAUAUCGACCGCGAGGAACUCUUGUGGCAUUGGGAGACUAUCAUCGAGCUCAAAUCGGGCCUAAAGUUUGUUGAGUCAGAUGUGGCCUCGCUCAAGGUUGGCGCAGCCGAUGACGCAAAGCGCCAGGCGGCACUCUUGACCGCGUCCUCAGCCGGCGUAGUUCUCUCCACAGCGAUCGGCUUAUCAAGUGGCAACAACGCCGACACAACACCAAGGCAGCGAAAUACAAACUUUCUGAAUCAAUUCUGGCAUGGGAGUACACUACACAAUUUUGCCGCCACCUUGGCGUGUCUCGCCGCCGCCGCAAUGCUGCAAAAUAAGUUUGGUGCCGCUGCCGCUGCUACGCCCAUCAUGGCUGCUCCAAGCUCGACAGGGUCUAUCAAAGUGGGCUUUUGGCUCGAUCUACCUGACAUCCCUGACCUGGUCGAGGAGUGGUCCGCAAUCAUCCCCUUAGCUGUCUAUCUCUCGAGCCCGAGGAGCGACUUUGAGCUGGCAGGGGAGGUGACACUCAGGGGUCACCUCUCGGUCAGCAUCAUCCCGAAGCUAUGGGCGCUCGGCGGCAUUGCCAAAAUGUUGCGGCAGGGUGACGUGUUUUUCGACACAGCAAGCGGCGCAGGCGACCCGCUGAAAGUCUAUGACGUUCAAUGGGGCAGUGUCUUCCCUUGUUACAACAGUGCUGCCGCCCUUGCCCUCACCGAUGUUGUGUUCGGCGGCCAGAAGAAAAAAGGCCCCGAUAUCACGCAGGAGCAUCUCAACAGGUGGAUCAUGGAAAACCAAAACGAGUUGCUGCGCCGAUUUACCCUUUACGACACGGGCGCGGGUCGAGCGCCAACAAGCGAUGUAUUUUGCGGAAGUAGCCUAGAGGGGCUCAUCCAGCGCAAGAGGCUCUACGGGCGACGCCAGCAUCUCAAAGUCGUUGUCGUGAGUUCGGUCGGCGUGAAAUCCAAGAGGAGAAGGCAACUAUUCCAACAACUGUUGAAAAGCAUCUCUUGGCAUGCGUUUGAGCUCGCGCUCUCGUUUUCCAUGUCGGGGUUUUUGUUCAGUUGCGGCCUCAUUGGGUCGGGGUCACUGCUAGCGAUGGGAGCGCUGUCUCGGUUCUGUGCUCAUACCAUCAAGUUCGAGCGCAGUCCGCUGUAUCUCCGGAACCGUGAGGUUCACGAGGGAUGCAUGUUGGCUUCUCUGCACGAAAACGCCACGUCGUGGACCUUCUACAUCGGCCAUCGGGGCAUGAUUGACUCGCUUCUCAACAAACCUAUGGUUGAGCCGGGAAAAGCGCAUCCCUUUGUUCUCUUCUACCUCCGCGUCGCCGAAGUCCUGCAGGUGUUGGGCAUGACGUACGUUGCGGGACAGAAAGGCUGGGACGGUGUCAUUUUCAUGAUCCUCGUAUUCACCAUAUGGCUUGUUCGCGGUGCCUCAGGGAACGACAAACACGCGGCAAGAUGGCUCGAAGAGGAAGGCUUCAAGGCCGUGGGCUUUACCUGCGAAUUUCCAGGCCGAACAGAGCUCCUGGGGGCCGUGCAACUUCUCAGCACCGAACAAAAAACAUAUUGGAUGGACGGCAUUCUGGCGCCCGUCCCGAGACGAGAGAUCUGGCUGAAGAAGAUUGGCGCUCUCAACUCUGAUGCUGCUGAGACGGAAAGGGAGUUCUAUUGCGGGCUACAGGUUGAUCCAAGAGAAGUUGAAAAAUAUGGUGGGCCAUGA